Molecule: messenger RNA, 2468 nt
Organism: Sorex araneus (European shrew)
Lineage: Eukaryota; Metazoa; Chordata; Mammalia; Eulipotyphla; Soricidae
Gene: OS9
Product: OS9 endoplasmic reticulum lectin
Exons: 14
Coding region: 32-1897 (621 amino acids)
Biological process (GO): endoplasmic reticulum unfolded protein response; retrograde protein transport, ER to cytosol
Cellular component (GO): endoplasmic reticulum lumen
Source: RefSeq, a predicted model, not a curated record
GAGUGGUUCUGGCUCAGGAGGGGGACGAAAGAUGGCGGCGGAAACGCUGCUGUCCAGUCUGCUGGGGCUGCUGCUUCUGGGGCUCCUGUUCCCCGCAAGAGUGGCUAGUGGCGUCGGGAGCCUGAAUCUGGAGGAGCUGAGCGAGAUGCGUUAUGGGAUUGAGAUCCUGCCGUUGCCUGUCAUGGGAGGGCAGAGCCAAGCGUCGGACGUGGUGAUCGUGUCCUCCAAGUACAAACAGCGCUACGAGUGCCGCCUGCCCGCCGGGGCUAUUCACUUCCAGCGCGAGCGGGAGGAGGAGACCCCUGCUUACCAAGGGCCCGGGAUCCCCGAGUUGUUGAGCCCUAUGAAGGAUGCGCCCUGCCUGCUGAAGACCAAGGACUGGUGGACAUACGAGUUCUGUUACGGGCGCCACAUUCAGCAGUACCACAUGGAAGAUGCGGAAAUCAAAGGUGAAGUUCUCUAUCUCGGCUACUACCAAUCGGCCUUCGACUGGGAUGAUGAAACAGCCAAGGCUUCCAAGCAGCAUCGCCUGAAACGCUACCACAGCCAGUCGUACGGCAACGGGUCCAAGUGCGACCUCAACGGGAGGCCCCGGGAGGCUGAGGUUCGGUUCCUCUGCGACGAGGGUGCUGGCAUUUCCGGGGACUACAUCGACCGUGUGGACGAGCCCUUGUCCUGCUCUUACGUGCUGACCAUUCGGACCCCGCGGCUCUGCCCCCACCCCCUCCUGCGGCCCCCGCCCAGCGCCGCCCCCCAGGCCAUCCUGUGCCACCCUGCGCUGCAGCCCGAGGAGUACCUGGCCUACAUGCAGAGGGAGUCCGGGGCCUCCAAACAGUACGGAGACAAAAUCGGAGACGAGUUGCAGGACCCGGACACCCCUGCGGGGAGCGAGACCAAGCCCGGGGGCUCUGGGGAGGCAGCCCCCGAGAAAGCAGGUGCAAAUCCACCCAAGGAAAACCGUAAGGACUCAGACUUCUGGAAGAUUCUCCACGAGCCAGAGGCACAGGCCCCGGAAGAGGAGGACGGCCUGGCGGAGGAGCAAGAACCGAUCCCCGAGCCCGCAGGUCGCGCUCCAGGCCCCGCCGACGAUUUUCACAACAAUGUGCAAGUCAAAGUCAUCCGGAGUCCGGCAGAUUUGAUUCGAUUGAUAGAGGAGCUGAGAGGUGGAACCAAAAAGGCCAAGCCCAGCUCGGACCCAGAGCCACCCGCAGGGGAUGCUGCCGAAGCCCCUCCCAAGGAGCCGGAGGUCAAGGAAAAGCGUGACCCCGAGCCUCAGAAAGAGGUCGUGGAGGAGGAGGAGGAAGAAGAGGAGGAGGAGGAGGAAGAAUAUGAAGAUGAGGAUGAACGGCAAUUGCUGGGAGAAUUCGAGAAGGAGCUGGAAGGAAUCCUGCUCCCCUCAGACCGGGAGCGGCUCCGCUCGGAGGUGAAGGCUGGCAUGGAGCGGGAGCUCGACAACAUCUUCCAGGAAACGGAGAAGGAGCUGGGCCCGGACGGGCUGAAGAAGGAGUCGGAGCGUGACCGCGCCUUGCUGGCCCUCACGUCCACCCUCAACAAGCUCAUCCGAAGGCUGGAGGAGAGGCAAAGCCCAGAGCUGGUGAAGAAGCCGCGGAAGAGGAAGCUUGUCCCCAAGAAGCCGCCCCUGGCACGGCAGCCGGCGGGGAAAAUCGAGAUCAAAAUCGUCCGUCCGGGGGCUGACGGGACGGAGGAGGAGACGCGCUGGCUGACGGACGAGGACACGAAGAACCUCAAGGAGAUCUUCUUCAACAUUUUGGUCCAGGGCGCCGAGGAGGCCCAGAAGGAGCGGCAGCGGCAGAAGGACCUGGAGAGCAACUACCGCCGCGUGUGGGGCUCGCCCGGCGGGGAGGGCACGGGGGACCUGGACGAGUUCGACUUCUGAGACCACCUCCCCGCCCCCCCCAGACUCCCGAGGAGUCCCGAGUCUUCUAGACCAAGCUUGCCUGUGCCCCCAGCCCGGGGGUCCUAAGGCAGAGCAGCAGAGCUGAGCUGAGCCCCGCAGGGGCCCUCCUGGGCGCGCAGGGGCGAGAGCCUCCUCCCGACCCCGGGCCUAUGAAUUUGCACUCGCAGAAACCGCCCUCACCCCUUCCCUGCCUGUCCCCCCCCUACCCUAUGUCCUGUCACCAUCCCCCAGUUUGGCCCCGUCCCCUCCCCUACCUCAAGCUCUCACAGGACACAGGGGCGGGCCACGGACAGGCCCGGAAGCACAGGCCCCUCCAGUCCUGCCUGGGCUUGGGGCCACCUCGCCUCCUCUUGGAUGGACUUGUGAUGUCCCUUCCCAGCCACACCGGUCCCCAGCAGCCUCGCCCCGAUCAAGGCACGCCCCGUCCUGAGGAAACGGGAGAGCCUCCUCCUCUGACACAGUCCUGUGAGAACGGGGCACCGAGCCCGCCGUUCUGCAGCCAUCAGGUUUCGAAAUAAAAAACUGGACCAUCCACCCAUCCAUCCAUCCA